Messenger RNA from Ooceraea biroi (clonal raider ant), 1107 nucleotides. RefSeq lists its product as uncharacterized. The record is from RefSeq and is a predicted model, not a curated record. Lineage: Eukaryota; Metazoa; Arthropoda; Insecta; Hymenoptera; Formicidae. Gene Ontology annotation, molecular function: nucleic acid binding. Gene Ontology annotation, biological process: DNA integration.
AUGCGUCCGUAUUCUUAUGUCAACAGAGGAUACUAUUAUAUACUUACUGUCAUCGACGUGCUGAGCAAGUACGCAUGGGCCGUGCCACUCAAGAGCAAAGGUGGAAGCGAGGUAGCUGCUACGAUCGCCGGGAUAAUUCGAGAGAGCAAAAGAUGUCCGAAAAACUUGCAAACCGACCAGGGAAAGGAAUUUUAUAAUACUAACGUACAACGACUCAUGCGGAAACAUAACAUCAAUCACUACUCCACGUAUUCGGUGUUGAAAGCUUCGAUCGUCGAGCGAUUCAACCGAACGUUGAAGAAUAACAUGUGGAAAUGUUCGCUCAACGGAAAUUACAAGUGGGUCGACGCGCUACCGCGGCUCGUUGCGGAGUACAUCACCCGAAAACAUCGAACGAUCGGCAUGCGACCCGCCGACGUUACCCCCGCGGACGCUGAGAGACUCUUGAGUACGGUGUACAGCGCGAUAAAGAUAGCGGGUCCAGCCAGGUUCAAAGUAGGCGACUCGGUACGCGUCAGUAAGUACAAGACGGUCUUUGAAAAGGGCUACACACCAAAUUGGACCACCGAGGUGUUUAAGAUCAUCAAAGUGCAACAUACCAAUCCCGUGACCUAUGAUAACAGUGCUGUCCAUACUUCUAGGAUAAUGCAGGAGUGGUUCGCACAACAUCCGCAGAUUGAAGUUCUCGAGUGGCCACCGAAAUUCCCGGAUCUUAAUUUAAUAGAAAAUGUAUGGGCAGAAAUUGUAAAUUCGUGGAAUCCUGCUCAUGAGAGAACUAAAGCAGCUCUGAUUGAACACGCGAAGGACGCAUGGGAGAAUCUUCGACUUAAACCGCAAUUUUUCCAAAAUCUUCACGAUUCCAUUAAUACCCACCCAUCAAUAGUCCGCCAUUUGCGAAACGAUUCAUUGCCGGUCAGUGUACUCGAGGAUUAUCGUGGAAAAUCUAUCUCUGGAGCGUUCUAUGAGCACGAGUUGCAUCGUGCGAGGUAUCCGGACGUGUAUCUCGUGGAGAAAGUACUGCGCAGGAGAGGUGACAAGGUCUAUGUGAAGUGGCUGGGAUUCGAUGGAUCGCACAAUUCAUGGAUACACAAGGACAAUGCUGUUUAA